AUGACCAAGUAUUGCCGGGCGCCGCGAUGCUCCAACUCGGCCGGGCAGCCGCGGCGGGACCAGCGGCGGCUCAGCUUCUACAAGUUUCCCUUACACAGUCCUGAGCGUCUCCGGCAAUGGCUGUCUCAAAUGAACCAAGAAAAGUGGGUCCCAACCAAACACCAACACUUGUGCAGUGAUCAUUUUGCCCCUUCCUGCUUUGAGUACCGGUGGGGAGUUCGCUACCUGAAGCCCGAUGCUGUUCCCACCAUCUUCCAGACGUCGGACAGCCCACUGAAGAGGGAGAGUCCUCACAAACCGGCUUCAAACCCAUCGGCCAAGAAGCUGGCUCUCGAUUGCGAUGGAGAGAGGGGCACCCCAGCUGCCCAGACCCCGAUCUGCCAGGAGCCUAACGCCAUGGAGACCCUGGCCAUAGCCAUAGACCCCAGCGUGGCCGCCACGCCAGUCUACCUGGAGACCCAGUCUUCGGCUCCCAGCUUGGACUUCCAGACCCUCUCUGGACCCCUGGUCGGAGCGGUGAACCUGCUUCCUCUGGUCCAAAUUGUGGAGCCCCUCAAAGCCGUCACCCUGGCGGUGGCUUCCCCCACGCCAGCCCUGGCGGGCCAAGCUUUGCAGGAGCCCCUGGAGCAGCAGGUGGUGGACUUCGUGGCCUCCCUGCCCCCUGCCUCCCUGGGAGCCUUGCCGAGCUCUUCCCUAGGGCUGGCUGGGCAACUGUGCGCCGAAGUGGCCUUGCCCUGCGAACUGGUGGCAGUGGGCGACCAGCCCUCGCUCCAGGCCCUGAUGGCCGAGCCGGCAGCGGUGGCCGAGCAGGGGGCCCUGGUGAUUGAGAACAUCUCCAUUGAGCCGUUCCUGGACGGCAGCCCCUCCGUGGCCGUCCCCAUCCUGAGCCCCCUGCAAGGGUCCACCGCCACUGAGAUGGUGGCCUAUUUCGAGACCAUCCCCACCGCCCCCGUGGCCGCCGCGGCCUCUUCCGGGGUGACGCCCCCCGAGACGGUCUUGUCCUCGGCCCUCAGCCUGCCCAUCGUCUCCACCCUGCCCAUCGUCUCCAACCAGGCCCCCCCGGAGGGCGAGGAGCUGAAGCUGGACGACGGGAGCUCUGCCGAGUCUUCGGAGGAGCAACUGGAGGAGCACGGCUACCACCGGAACGAGGGGACGACGGCGGAGCUGGUGGAGGUGGUGAUGGGGCUGCAGAAGAAGGUGAAGGUGCUGCAGCAGAGGCACCGGCGGCACUGUGCCAAGCUGGACGCCAUGAAGAGCGUGGUGGAGCAGCUCUGGAAGGAGAACUUGGCGUCGGAGGAGAAACUGAAGCUCCUGGAGGUGGCCUGCCUGCAGUCCAGCACCUUCGUGCCAGAGAGCGGCGGCGCAGUGGCCAUCAUCUGCCAGGACAGAGACCAGGCCAUGGUCUACGCCGUGCCUCAGCUCUCCAGUGAAGGCAGCGAGACCAUCCUCCGGUUGGAAGAGCAGUGA
Protobothrops mucrosquamatus (brown spotted pit viper) is the source of this 1467-nucleotide messenger RNA. It is a transcript of the gene THAP8, whose product is annotated as THAP domain containing 8. The transcript is spliced from 4 exons. The record is from RefSeq and is a predicted model, not a curated record. Bases 1 to 1467 code for a protein of 488 amino acids. Lineage: Eukaryota; Metazoa; Chordata; Lepidosauria; Squamata; Viperidae.